Molecule: messenger RNA, 5348 nt
Organism: Rhinolophus ferrumequinum (greater horseshoe bat)
Lineage: Eukaryota; Metazoa; Chordata; Mammalia; Chiroptera; Rhinolophidae
Gene: INF2
Product: inverted formin 2
Exons: 23
Coding region: 296-4036 (1246 amino acids)
Biological process (GO): actin cytoskeleton organization
Molecular function (GO): small GTPase binding; actin binding
Source: RefSeq, a predicted model, not a curated record
UAGGCGUGGGGAGAUCCCCUGAAAGCGCCCCGUCAGAGUGGGCGGAGCCUCCUCGGCGACCCCCGCCCCGGGCUCCGCCCUGGGCCCACGCUAGCUCCCCACGUGGCCGCGUGCGGGCGGGGCGGGGCGGUGCCUUCUCUUCCUCCCGCGCCCGGCCAGAGCCCGAGCCUGAGCCCGCGCCGGAGCUGUGCGGAGCCCGCGGAGUGCGGCGGCUGCCUGCAGCCCCAGACCCGACCCGACUGAGCGCCGGCUGCCCGCCCCCACCCCCGGCCGCCCCCCCUACCUGUUCGGCAAAAUGUCGGUGAAGCAGGGCGCGCAGCGCAAAUGGGCAGCACUGAAGGAAAAGCUGGGGCCACAGGACGCGGACCCCACGGAGGCCAACCUGGAGAGCGCGGACCCCGAGCUGUGCAUCCGGCUGCUGCAGGUGCCGUCUGUGGUCAACUACUCUGGCCUGCGCAAGCGCCUGGAGAGCAGCGACGGAGGCUGGAUGGUGCAGUUCCUGGAGCAGAGCGGCCUGGACCUGCUGCUCGAGGCCCUGGCACGGCUGUCGGGCCGCGGCGUGGCCCGCAUCGCAGACGCCCUGCUGCAGCUCACCUGCAUCAGCUGCGUGCGUGCCGUCAUGAACUCGCAGCCUGGCAUCCAGUACAUCCUUAGCAACCAGGCCUACGUGCGCCAGCUCUCCCAGGCUCUGGACACAUCCAACGUGAUGGUCAAAAAGCAGGUGUUUGAGCUACUGGCUGCCCUGUGCAUCUACUCGCCCGAGGGCCACGCCUUGGCCUUGGAUGCCCUGGACCACUACAAGACGGUGUACAGCCAGCAGUACCGCUUCAGCGUCAUCAUGAACGAGCUCUCCAACAGUGACAACGUGCCCUAUGUGGUCACCCUGCUGAGUGUGGUCAACGCCAUCAUCCUGGGCCCCGAGGACCUUCGUGCCCGCACCCAGCUGCGUGGCGAGUUCAUCGGUCUGCAGCUGCUGGACGUCCUGACGCGGCUUAGGGACCUGGAGGACGCUGACCUGCUGAUUCAGCUCGAGGCCUUCGAGGAGGCCAAAGCCGAGGACGAGGAGGAGCUGCUGCACAUGUGCGGUGGCGUGGACAUGAACAGCCAUCACGAGGUCUUCGCCUCCCUGUUCCACAAGGUGAGCUGCUCCCCGGCAUCUGCCCAGCUGCUGUCCGUGCUGCAGGGCCUCCUGCACCUGGAGCCCACCCUCCGCUCCAGCCAGCUGCUCUGGGAAGCCCUGGAGAGCCUGGUGAACCGGGCCGUGCUCCUGGCCAGUGAUGACCAGGAAUGCACCCUGGAGGAGAUGGUCGAGCGGCUGCUGUCUGUCAAGGGGCGACCCCGCCCAAGCUGCCUGGACAAGGCCCAUAAGAGUGUCCAGGCCGACCUAGGCCAGAGUCGGAGAGGCAGCUGCCCCCAAAACACUGAAGCCCUAAGGGCAGGUGUGGAGGGCCAACAGCCAAUGGUGAUGCUCACCAGCCAGAGAGCAAGCCCAGAGGUGGCUCAACAGCCAACAGCUCUGGAACAGCCGGCGCUCACCCCACCCCUGCCUGCACCUCCCCUUCCCCACUCCACCACCUGCCCCCCUCCCCCCUUGCCAGGCCCAGGGGCCUCAUCCUCCACUCCCCCUCCACCCCCUCCCCCACCUCCCUUGCCGGGCCCCAGGACCUCAAUCCCCCCUCCCCCUCCCCCACCCCCCCUGCCGGGCCAGGGGCCCUCAUUCCCCUCACCACCCCCACCCCCCCCAUUGCCUGGCCCUGGUGGACCCCUCCCUCCCCCACCUCCACCCCUCCCAAACAUGGGGUGCCCUCCCCCACCACCACUGCCCGUCGUGGGCUGGGGUCCCCCUCCACCCCCACCCCUGCCCAGCACCUCUGGCACCCCCACAGUGGGUGGUGUGGAGGAGAUCAUUGUAGCCCAGGUGGACCACAGCCUGGGCUCCUCCUGGGUCCCCAGCCACCGGAGGGUGAACCCCCCGACAGUGCGCAUGAAGAAGCUGAACUGGCAGAAGCUGCCGUCCAAUGUGGCACAAGAGCACAGCUCUAUGUGGGCCUCGCUGAGCAGCCCGGACGCCCCGGUGGUGGAGCCCGACUUCUCCAGCAUCGAGCGGCUCUUCUGCUUCCCCGUGGCCAAGCCCAAGGAGUCCAUGGCAGCCCCGGCCAGAAAGGAGCCUAAGGAGAUCACUUUCCUGGACGCCAAGAAGAGCCUGAACCUCAACAUCUUCCUGAAGCAGUUUAAGUGCUCCAAUGAGGAGGUCACCGCUAUGAUCCGCGCAGGGGACACCACCAAGUUUGACGUGGAGGUUCUUAAGCAGCUGCUCAAGCUCCUUCCUGAGAAGCAUGAGAUCGAGAACCUACGCUCCUUCACGGAGGACAGAGCCAAGUUGGCCAGUGCUGACCACUUCUACCUCCUCUUGCUGAGCAUUCCCUGCUACCAGCUGCGGGUCGAGUGCAUGCUGUUGUGCGAGGGCACAGCCGUCGUGCUGGACAUGGUGCAGCCCAAGGCCCAGCUGGUGCUAGCCGCCUGUGACAGCCUGCUCACCAGCCACCAACUGCCCGUUUUCUGCCAGCUGAUCCUGAGAAUCGGGAACUUCCUCAACUACGGCAGCCAUACCGGGGACGCUGACGGAUUUAAGAUCGGCACGCUGCUGAAGCUCACAGAGACCAAGGCCCAGCAGAGCCGCAUGACGCUGCUGCACCACGUGCUGGAGGAGGUGGAGAAGAGCCACCCAGACCUCUUGCAGCUGCCGCGGGAUCUGGAGCAGCCGUCCCAGGCGGCAGGGAUCAACCUGGAGAUAAUCCACUCAGAGUCCAGCACCAACCUGAAGAAGCUUCUGGAGAUGGAGCGGAAGGUGUCCUCCUCCAUCCAGGAGGUGCAGGAGCAGUACGCCCACCGCCUCCAGGCCUGCAUCGAAGCCUCCCAGACACUAGAGGAGGUGUUCCAGGCCAUCGAGCAGAAGAAGCUGGAGCUGGCCCACUACCUGUGCGAGGAUGUCCAGCACCUGUCCCUGGAGGACACAUUCAGCACCAUGAAGACCUUCCGGGACCUCUUUGUCCGUGCCCUGAAGGAGAACAAGGACCGGCAGGAGCAGGCUGCCAGGGCUGAGAGGAGGAAGCAGCAGCUGGCCCAGGAGGAGGCGCAGAGGCCGCGGGACGCCGACGGGAAGCCCGUCAGGAAGGGAGGCAGGAAGCAGGAAGAGGUGUGUGUCAUCGACGCCCUGCUGGCCGACAUCAGGAAGGGCUUCAGGCUUCGGAAGACGGCCCGUGGCCGAGGGGACCCAGAAGGCGCCAGCAGGGUGGUGGCCGCAGACCCCCAAAGGGACAAGGCUUCUGUGGCCGCCAGGGACCCCACAGGAGGCCCCGUGGGAGGCACCAGCUGCCCUGCCUCUGGGCCUGGUGUUGACACUACAGGGGCCCGGGAGCGUCAGUACUGGGAUCUCACGGACGCCGCCACCCCCAGCCCGAAACCCACUGGAGGCCUGUUGGAAGAGGGCGGCCCCGGGCCCCAGGAGAGACGCUCUUCCUGGUACAUAGAUGCCAGCGAUUUUCUGUCUGUGGAGGACCCCCACGACCCCCAGCCAUCGGCAGGGGCCUGGCCGCUGGUGCUCGGGGAUGCUCAGGCCCUGAAGCCUCUUCAGUUCUCCAGUGACAAGCCCCCUGGGGCCAUGGGUUCGAGCCAUGACACUGAGGACUCCACAGCCCCUCGGAGCCUCUGCCAGGCUGAGGCCGACAGCACAGGCGAGGGACCGGAGGACACAGCUGCCCACGGCCGCGGCGCCGGCCUUCCUGCCACAGAGCCCGGCGGGGAGGGGGACGAGGAGGACACGGCCCCAGACUCCACUCUGGACACAUCCCUGGACAGGUCUUUCUCCGAGGAUUCAGUGACCGACUCCUCAGGGUCUGGCGCCCUCCCCAGAUCCCGCAGCCGGGCCUCGAAGGGGACUGGCAGGCGAAGAAAGAAGCGCCCAUCAUGGAACCAGGAAGAGGUUGCCCCUGACUCUGAUGAUACUAAAACCAAAAGAUUCUGUGUGAUCCAGUAAGGCCUCAGGCCCAAGCCCAAAGCCAAGUGACAGACCCCGUGGGCUCUGGACGUGCUGCUGAGUGGGGCCAGGCUGGGACUGGGCCCUGGGAAACCAAAACUCUGUGCCUUACCCAGCCAGGGACAUGAGCCUCCUGGAGCCUUCCGGGGGCAUUUGUCCUGGCCUGCCUGGCGCCCGCUUGCCCACCUGCACGCCCCUAGCCCCUCUGCUUUCCAGAGCUGAUGCCCGCGCCUGCACCUGCAUGCACAUGGCGCCCGCCCGCCUGCCUGCACACAUGGGGCGUCAGGUGGCUGCAUUCCCGGGGCGCCUCUAAGCUUGCACCCACUUUCCAGUGAGCCGACACCCAGAUUCUUCUGGAGCUAGGUCCUCACAGACCCUUCCCCGGAAGCCAUGGGAGCCAGGCAGAGCUGAGCCCCCACUCCCCCACCAGACCCCCACCUCUGCCCCCAACCUGCCUCAGCUGGGCUGGAACAGAGUGGUUUUAACCAAAAUACGAUUGUUUAUGUAUUUCUGCUGUCCUGUGGUGGCUGAAUUGGGGAUGGGUGGGUGGGUGGGUGCGAGCACCCCAGGGCCUUGGGUAGGGGCAGGCUGACCGACUGUGCUGUGGGCAGGACAGGGUGCCCCUGCUAGCAGAUGGUUGGGGACCGCAUGGAGUUGGCCCCCACCCCAGUACAUCCAGCACUGAAGGUGAUGAGGUGUCUGCCCCUGCUGCCAUGCCAGGACCUGGCCACCUUGUCAACAGGUGCUGCCCCACCCCAAAGGGCUGAGAGGAGGCCUAGGGGACAGAGGCUGCCACCUCUCCUCACAGCCCCACCCAGCAAGGGGCAGCCUGCCCAAGCCCUGCCCCUGCCCCAGGCCGGCUGCCAACGCUGGAAGCUGGAGGGACUUGGACCAAUAAAGUACAGAGCUGGCCCAGCUUGCGGCUGUUGUGUUCUGUGAAUGUGGUGGGGGCCUGAGCCCUCGAUAGCUACUGUGAUGUGGGUGGAGGGAGGGGUGGGCCUGAGGGGAUGGUGGAGGGCAGGCCUGCCCGCAGAGCACCUAGAAUAGGGGCAGAGCACGUGACAAACAGGCUCCACAGCAGUGGGGCGAUGCGCUCUGCUCUCCGGGGGCACCGUUCACAUAUACUCACCCUGUAAGGGCAUCGCCUAGUGACCCGCAGCUUUGCAAAGUCGUGCGAUCCUCACCGUGGUCUGGGUUAUAAUGUUUCCAUCAUCCCCAAAAGGUUCCCUCGUACUCUCCCUCACCCCUGGCCCCCACAGACCUGUCUUCUGUCUCUACAGGCCUGCUUUCUGUGAAUACCAGAUAAAUGAAA